Colletotrichum acutatum is the source of this 879-nucleotide messenger RNA. RefSeq lists its product as uncharacterized. The annotation marks the transcript as partial. The transcript is spliced from 6 exons. NCBI's taxonomy places the organism in Eukaryota, Fungi, Ascomycota, Sordariomycetes, Glomerellales, Glomerellaceae. The record is from RefSeq and is a predicted model, not a curated record.
AUGAGCACCAAUACAGGCUCGAUCGGAGCGGCGCCACCACCCCCCGGAGAGACGCCCAAUUUUGACAACCCGCGUGACGCUGGACAUAUGCUCCACACGGUUUACAUGGUUCUCAUCCAGAUCGUUGUCGUGAUUUUCUUUGCGUUGAGGGUCUACGUCAAGCUGUUAGUGAAUGGAAAGUUUCGACUGGAGGAUUGGAGUUGCCUAGUUGGAUGGAUCUUCACCGUGCUCUUGAACUCGACCGUUUUCAUCAAACUCCAUUUCGGCGAAGGAUUCCACAUUUGGGAAAUUACUGCUGGCAACUUUACUGAGCUCCAGAAGUGGCUGUAUAUCAGCUCCCUCCUGUAUUCGCCGGCAGCUUUUUUCACCAAAACGGCUCUUCUACUUCUCACCGUCCGCGUUUUCUCCGUUGAUAGAAACGUAGCUCGGACGCUUCACGCUCUUUUGGCAUUCUUUCUUCUGUGCUAUAUACCGGCACAAGUCGCGAAGACUCUCGUUUGUAUCCCGGUUCAGGCAUUUUGGGACACGACUGUUGUCAACUUCAAGUGCAUCAACCAAACUAAGCUUUUCUUAUACGACGGCUCCAUCUCGAUUGUGUCGGAUCUUAUGAUCCUGGUUGUUCCUAUACCUUUGACCUGGGCUCUGCGGGUGUCGUUCGCCAGAAAGGUGAAGGUUGUGGCACUUCUAGGCGCAGGUGGUGUAGCAUUCGCCGUGACGGUGUAUCGUGUAUACCUCACCAUAAAAUUCGCGGACACCAUAGACCCGACUGUGGACUUCAUCCCUCUUGACUGGACUGUGACUGGAGAGCUCGCCAUUGGCAUAGUUUGCGCUUGCUUCCCUUCAAUUAACCACCUGCUCGAGCGGCGCAGCGCGACAAGA